Molecule: messenger RNA, 4921 nt
Organism: Magallana angulata
Lineage: Eukaryota; Metazoa; Mollusca; Bivalvia; Ostreida; Ostreidae
Product: nostrin-like
Exons: 16
Coding region: 888-2411 (507 amino acids)
Cellular component (GO): plasma membrane; cytoplasm
Molecular function (GO): protein binding
Source: RefSeq, a predicted model, not a curated record
UACAUGUAAAUCUGAUUACUGUGGUUUCAUCAAUAUUUGUUGAAUACCAAUUUCCGUGGAUUUUGUUGUUAAGUUGAUCCACGAAAUUAAGUGUUCAUUGAAGUUCAAUUUCAACUAACAUUUUGUAUUGAAAAGAUCAUUAGCCACAAAAUUAUGUAUCCUUGAAACUGUGGUUUUCAGGAAAUUGACGAAAAUUGAUACCCACGAAAAUAUGAAACCACAGUAAUAUAUAAUAUACAUGUACCUAGUGGAAGGUUUAUCUGUCAGUGACCAUCAUGAGGUUCCCACAGUGCUAGAUAAUUGAUAAACUCUGACAGACAGACAGAUAGACACACAUAAUCUGAUUCCUCAAACAGAUAAAGUCUCUUUUUCUACAUUUGUAGUUCAAACAUGUGGGUAAAAGCUGUGCUCAAAUACCAAAAUGCAUUGUUAACUUAGUAACAUGCAGGCUUUAAUUGUCAGUGCUUAUUAAACAGAAUCAAAAUUAUUAAGAACUCUGAAGUUGAUGGAUGCAUUAUGCAAUACAUUUAAAAUCCUCUAUUUAUAACAAUUUCCCGUCUGAACUCUAAUGAAAUAUAUUUGUUUUACAUGAAUUUGAAAUAAUUCUACGACAUUAAUUUCCUGCUUUUAUGUCCGGGUAUAUAAAAAUAUUUCACCUGUGUUUAUGUGUGCGUAUCCAGGUAUCUAUAUUAUGAGACAGGUGUGCGUGGUUUAUGGCAGGAUGUAUUAAACUGCUGCUGUGAGAGUGUGUGUGUGUAGACUCAAGAGUUCACUCAAACAGGAAGUAAUCGUUACACGUUAUCCUCGUAGCUUUUAAGUUCUUGUUAGAAUCAGAGAUUUAUAGUGUUGACUUACUGGUGGGCAGGAUUCUGAACUGUUCUCUUAUCAUGGAGGAUGUAAUAUGGACCGAUAACACACUUUUUGGUCUAAACGGGUUUGAGGAGUUAAGGAAGUACAUUAAACAAGGGAGUGAAUUCUGCAAAGAUGUUUCUAUCAUCAUUCAAGAAAGGGCGGACCUAGAGGGACACUAUGCCAAGAAUCUGAACAAAUUGAGCCAGAAACUUGUUAAAGCCACCACAGGAAAUUUAGGGAGUCUCGCAGACGGAUGGAGGUCUGUGGCCAGUGUCAUGGAACAGGAGGCGGAGCUACACAAGAAUUUGUCUUUGAAGUUGGCUGAAGAAAUCAGUAAACCUUUGAAAAUCUUGGUGGACACUCAAAAUAAAGCCAGAAAACCGGUUGAGGCCAUGGUAGACAAAAGUCUAAAGUCACUCACUGACAAACGGACGGAGGAAAGCAAGGCCAAAAAGCAGUGUUACGUCCAUGCCAAAGACAGCGAGAAAGGAGAGGAAAAUAGGAAUGACAGCAGUAAAGGGAAAACAGAAAAAGACAAACAGAAAAUAGAGAAGAAGUGUGACCAGAUGCGGAAGCUGCUGAGAAAGGCGGACAAAGAGUACUGUGAACUGUGUGAGAAAGCAGAGACCGCCAGACAGGAGUGGGAGUUCAAUGUCGCCAAGGGAAGUGCCCAGCUCCAGGGUCUGGAUGAAGAGAGACUGGCCAAGAUGGCUGAACACCUGAACCAGUAUAAUUGUCAGCUAUCGUCCAUGGGACCCGGAUUUCAAACAAGUUGUGAUAAAUUACACGAGUCUGUGAUAUCUGUGGAUAUUCAGGCAGACCUCCGAUCCAUAGCUCAACAGAGGGGCACUCAGGGAACGCCGCCGGAACAGAUACUGCUAGACUGCUACGCUGAGGACCUACAGUUCACAAUGAAUGCAGAGCGGAGGAAGAACGCCCUCCAGAAUUAUCUGUUAUACUUACGACAGUCCUUAGAGCGGGAGAAGAAGGGGAAGGAAGGUGUGGAAAAGUUGGUGGGGGUGUAUAGAGAGCGACCUAAUUUUGCCGACCAGGACGCUCAGGAAGAUGCCAAACAGAGGCUAUGUCAGGUGAUGUUUAUGAUGAAUUUCCUAGAAGCUAGUCAUUUUAAGAUAGCCUCUGUCCUAGCCAAGCUGGAGUGUCAGCCCAAACUGGAGCACAAGUUUGCCAAGUACAUAGAGACACAGCGGGACAAACAGGGAAUUCCAACUAGUGUACUACGAUUACCUAUUAAUAUUGCCUUGGAGGGGAAUUCUGGUUACGAUGUUACCUCAGUUACGGUUGGAGCUUUAGCCAAUCAGACGCAGUCCGAUCCUUACGAGGAACCAUUCGCUGAGGACGAGUUUGAGGACUACGCAGACCCACAUGUAGUCGGGCGAUGUCGCGCCCUGUACGAUUACGACGCUAGUCAAAACGAUGAACUGUCCAUCAGACCAGGUGAUAUCAUCAACGUGUACGACAAACAGAUGGACGGAUGGUGGCAGGGAGAAAAGAACGGACGCGUCGGAAUAUUUCCUGCAAGUUACGUGGAAGAAAUAUGACACGCCUCCUCCUUCUCUUUACUCUGCCUUCCAAUCGUUAUAAAACAUGAAAAGUGGUGACUUUAACUUGAAAAUGGUUGUAUGCCUAUAACAGCAGUCGGAGGAUGAGUCGCUAAGGGGGAGUGUUGGAUGGACGGAUUUCUGUGUUUAGUGGAUAUAAACUCAGUGGAUACCUCAGAGCUGAAUCUGCUCAAUCCGUGGUGCUGUGAGAAACGUUGAAUUUAAUGGAUCCAGGAAUUGUGCAUCUCCAUCUCAUUCCUCAUAGACUUUGUCUCGUAGUGUAGUAGAUACAUGGGAUGGAUAACUGGACAGAUACAUUGGACACUCUGUUGGGUAUGUGUGCUGGAUUUGGGCUGACCAGCUGACCUAAUUUUUAGUUGUCCGGUCCUACUUUGCAGUCAACAGACAUUUUCCGUGGGACACCUGUCUGGUCCUGUUUAUGUUUUUAUGAACUUUGCAGUCAUUUUCCACCAGACAACUUAGAUAUUAUAUUCUUCCUCUAGAUAGCUUUUAUUGGAAGUAGUGCUAGAGAGAGAGAGAGAGAGAGAGAGAGAGAGAGAGAGAGAGAGAGAGAGAGAGAAAGAGAGAGAGAGAGAGAGAGAGAGCAAUCUGGAAUCAUGGUCACUGUGGUUAUUUCCUGUUGAAGUAUUUUUGUUUUUUUAUAAAGAGCUCUGUUGUACUUAUUUCCCGUAACUGACUAUGCAAUGUUAACUCUGCAUAGCGAAUCUGUGUUCAAACCAAUGGAAGAUGUGUAAUACAUUUGUAAGCAUAAUAGACAUGCUCUAUAAAUGGGGAACAUAAGUCUAUGAAAUAGGUAGUACAGUGUAUAACAUGUACCGGUAGAUACUUCUAGCUGAUUAUAAAUCAUUUGAUCUGUGUUCACUUUGAUUGGUUAUUGUGGAGUCAUUUGAAUUUUGAUUGGGGGGUGGGGGGGGGGGGGGAUUCCAUGUUGAGGGUAGUCAAAACCAAUGGUUUACAGAGACAUAUUUUCGUCAAUGGUUACUAUUUGUAUCAUUGCAGAAAACAGGCUUAGGUAUAUUUUAGUGAAUAAAAUGUCACAAUGAAAUGAGCCAUUUAUCAGAACCAAAAUGAUUUCAGAAUUUUGGUUGGUAGUUCUUUUUUUAAGAUGAUCCGGAUCCAUUUUUGUCUUCUCAGUAUUGGAGAUUAAACCAAUGUGAACGUUUUAAUUUUUAAAAGUGUCACUCUGUUUUCAUUUGUGUAAUUUUUGAAAGGUUGUAGUAUUUUAUAACAGGGAGCUAUUUCACCCAUAUAUUUUAGCUUUAUGUGUACAGAUUGCAAUUAUUAGUGUUUGUGUCAACAAAGUGUUAAAAGAUUCGCAAACAAAUGCACCAGUCCUAUCUAAUGCUUGCCAAUAACCAGUACAUGCACUUAGAUAUUACGCAGUAUAUGAACAAAAAAUUAGUCUUGUGAUUAAUAUAACAUCAUCUAUCCGUCAGCAAUGAAUUUCAAAUGUAGGUAAUGUAAACGUUUCACAAUUGACUGGUCUUUCAUCUUUUUUCUGUACAAAUACACAUAGUUUAUCGAAUCUUAAGUUUUAUUUGUUGUCUUAAGCUCUAUAUUAAAGGUGUGGGCCUCUAUUCCUGUUUAUAAUGAAAAACAUCAUUUGUAGGUAAAACUGCUUUAUAGCUAUACUGAAUAUAUACUGUACUCAUACCAAAGCAAAGAAAUCAGAAUUAUAUUUUGUCACUAUUGGCUUUGCAACAGAUAAAGAAAUAAUGUCCCUAUGCAUACAUUGAGUGUACAGUAAAACUCGUUUAGUAUGAACACGGAUAUUGCGAAUUUAUGGAUAUAGCGAAGUCAUCUUGGAUCCCCAGCUAUGUAAAUUUAAUGAAUUUCUAAUACAGUUAUAACGAAUUACGGAUAUAACGAAGUAAUUUCUUAGGUCCCAGUGACUUCCUUAUAACCGAGUUUUGCUGUAUACAACAGUAAUUAUGACCUUAAAUUUCCUGAACAGAAUUAAUAUUAUGUCUUGUUACUUCUGCAUGAUACUGUAUUGCAACAAACAUGCCUACAUUCCAUACAGUAAAAGUUAUGAAGAUGUACUUUGAAAAUACUCAUAUAUGUUGUGUUAAGAAUAUUAUUUUGUUUAGACAUUAAGAAAAUUGUUUCAUUGCAUUCUUGCAGUGUUGUAAGUUGUUGUGUAUGAAACAAGUGAUACAGAGAUUUAAUUUAAUUAUGGUACAUAGUUGUAACAAUGUUUAAAAGACAGUAAAAAUUAAUCUGUAACCUCUAAAGGUACAUGUACUUAUAUAUUUCAACUGUUUGUAACAAAUGUUGUAUUGAAAUUGCAAGAGUUAGCCCCCUUUGUUGGUGGGGUUUUGUACCUUAAUUGCCAGCGUUUGCCAUCUGGUUAACUUUGAUGGCAGUUGGCAUCGUUAAAUCCAGUGCAUGAAGUGCUAUUUUACAAUGUGUAGUUUGUUGAUCUGAAUUAUGUAUAAAUGUAUAUUACAUUUUUAUGCAAAAUUAAAUGAAUUGACGUAAGAUUUCAA